Blastocystis hominis is the source of this 1266-nucleotide messenger RNA. RefSeq lists its product as hypothetical. Gene Ontology annotation, cellular component: mitochondrion. Gene Ontology annotation, molecular function: 5-formyltetrahydrofolate cyclo-ligase activity. The transcript has a single exon. The coding region runs from base 1 to 468 and encodes 155 amino acids. NCBI's taxonomy places the organism in Eukaryota, Bigyra, Opalinata, Blastocystidae. The record is from RefSeq and is a predicted model, not a curated record. Gene Ontology annotation, biological process: tetrahydrofolate interconversion; folic acid-containing compound biosynthetic process.
AUGUCUGUCGCUACAAAGAAAGAUCUCCGGAAGCUAAUUGGAAGAGUUUUGCGAACUCUCUCGGCUGAAUCAAAAAUGGAGCAGAGUACUCGAAUACUUGGAAGUAUAAAGAACCUAAAAGAAUACCACAGUGCUAAAUCGGUGGGUCUCUACUUACCGAUGAACACCGAGGUUGAUACUCGCUGUAUUAUGGAGGAUUGCUUUGGUUGUGGGAAAUCUGUGGUUGUUCCCAAGAUUCUCACUGAUUCAGAAUUUGAGUGGGUUUCGAUUGAUUCCUGCUCAGUAAUCGACGCUCUCCCGAGAGACAAGUGGGGAAUCCCGAUACCGGAGUAUCAUGAUGGAAAUCGAUUGCUUCUUCAUCCUGAACUAACUCCGGACUUGAUUAUUGUUCCCGGAGUGGCAUUUGAUUCCCAUUGCCAAAGACUGGGACACGGAAAGGGAUACUAUGGUAGGGUUUUCGGUGCCUAGGAGUGGUGAAUAGAUCGUUCAUUUGAGUUUUUGAAACAUUGGUGCCAGUCACACCAAAGGAAAUAUCCUAUUCUAAUGGUAUAAUAGUCCUUCUGUAUUCUUAUUAUUAGGGUGUUGCGUUUGAAGAGCAAAUAGUCGAAUCGGUCCCUGUCUCCGAGCAUGAUGUGGCUCUUGAUAUGGUUGUAACAGCAUCCAAAACAUAUCGAUCCUUUCAUGUUUAUUCACAUUCAUCUAUUCCCAAGCAAGUUUCACAGAUAUACUAUUUUGAUUAGGGAUUCUCCACACCAUAUCAUAUCACAUCAUAUUACAUCAUUUUCAAUGAUUACACUGCUCAUCAUAGGAAAAAACAAUAUAGCGUUCUUUUUCUUCACCUAUUAUCUCCGUAUUUUCAACGUAUACACAAUACUAACGGAUUCAAUAACGUGGGAGUAACUAUUUAUGAAAACUCUUUCACCUCAAAAUUUGUGUGUUUGGCUAUUAUCGUUUUGUUUUAAAUAAAUCGAAUGAAUCGAGGUUUCUGGGGAAAUCAGGCACUGAAUCAAUAUUUGGCUAUGCAAGAAUAUGAGGGUGCUAUGAAGUACAUAACCAUCUGACGUUUAAUGUCUAGAAACACAAACAAAUUAUCACAAACUUGCUUUGAUCAAUGUAUAAAAUCGUUACGAAGCCCAACUCUUGAUUCCACCGAAAAGAGCUGCCUUGAGAGUUGUGUAGAGAAAUAUAAAGCGUAUGCUCUCCUUGUUCAAAAGAAUAUUGAUCAAAGCGUGCAAGAGCAGGAAAAGAAACAAUCAAAGAAGGCCU